Gamsiella multidivaricata is the source of this 1124-nucleotide messenger RNA. RefSeq lists its product as uncharacterized. Bases 36 to 992 code for a protein of 318 amino acids. Lineage: Eukaryota; Fungi; Mortierellomycota; Mortierellomycetes; Mortierellales; Mortierellaceae. The record is from RefSeq and is a predicted model, not a curated record. The transcript has 2 exons.
CAACCACCACCGCACAAACCACCACCGAAUCGAUCAUGGCAGAGGAGAGCGUUAUACCUAUCUCUGUCGCAGGAGAUCUCACUCUCAUGGCAACAACUACUCUACAUGACAUGAUUACAACACCGACCAUUGCACAAGGCACAAUCGCUGUACCGGUCUCAAGAGAAGAACUCGCCGAUGCUACGGCACGGACAACUACAGAAGCGAUAGGUGCAGCCAUGGCUGCACUACAGGGCGUCGAUAUUGAGAUGACCACAGUUACACUACCUAGUAUAGAAAGCGAGGAGCCCAGCACCGGCACCAGUGACAUUACCGCUGCUAUCACCGACAUCGGAGAUAUUACGACCACCGCACCUACAGCUCCUCCAUUCAAGCGCCAGCGUCACCAACAAAAGAGUCCCCCCACUGCACAUGCUAAACAAGUACCCGUUGACCCCAAUAACCCCAACCCACCCGAAAAAGACAACGUCAAGCGCGACCAGGGCGAGCUGCGCCGGAACGAAUAUUCGAUCCUGAUUCAUGUCUACCGACAAAUGCUGACCCUCCCCUCAGACGUACGGUCGAAAUUCGGGAGCUCACUUCGGGAUCAACUCUCAAAUUUGACAGGCGUGGGAUUCAGCACGGCGCAAAAGGCGAUUAAGUUCUCGAAGAAUGGCCACAUUCCUAUCGAAAAUGUCUCUCGAGUCGGGAGAAAGCCCAAGGUGCUGGAUGAUGAAUACGGAAAGAAGGUCCGGGAAGUCGUCGAGCGCAUGAACCGCUUGCGUGAACCGGCUUCGGCGACAAGAAUCCAGCAGGCACUCAAGACUGACUAUGGGCUCGAAGUCAGCAUCACGAUGCUGCGACGCGAUUUAUUGAGACUUGGUCUGCGUUGGGAGCAAGGCCCAUCUACGCGGACAUCUACAUGGAAGACUCGUCCGAUCCAGAAUAAGCGGAAGAAACUCAGGAUGGAGCCCGAAGCAGAACCGGCAUUGGCGCAGCAAAAUUUAUCGUGAAGAGACACGACUCUCAGAGGAGCAUCUGAAUUAUCGCAGUCGCCAUCAUUUGUACAAUAUUUCACCACUACAAUUUCAUCAAUUGAGUGUCCUUCUGUAAUAAAAAAAAAAAGAACAUGUACUGUACAGCGG